UAUUGUACUAUCUAGUAAUGAAACCACCUCAACAAUACGCACCAACUUUCAUUGGUGAGAUUCCUUUAGGACCAUUUCGAGUGGAAGAAUACAGAUCAACAAACUUUUUCAAUGAUUAUGUUGAUGCCAUUAUUGACUAUUAUUAUACUCUGAAUACGAGUGAUUAUAUUCCAAGUAAAGUCAUAUUCACCCAAGAUAGAAGUGAUGAUUACUAUGAUCGCGUGGACGCUCCCCCUCAAGUCGAAGUAACCCUCAUUAAUUACCAAGACAGUAACAUUGAUUAUGAAGAUCGAUUCGACGUUUCUGGUUGCUAUGAACAACCUGGAAACUUCACUUGGUUUCAACUUCUCUUUUCAAACCCUUAUACGAGUGAAUACAAUCUUGAACAAAUCAAAGAUGAAACAGAAGAAUACUUGGCUUCAUUCAUUCCAAUAACUCGAAUUGGUGAAAUUCAUGCACAACAAGCUGAUUAUAAUAUAUAUGUUACUGUUAAGCUUUAUGAUCGUGUACAUUUCAUUGAGGCUUAUCGUCGUUUUUUUAACAGAAAAAUUAUGAAUCCUUCAAAUAUCGUAAAACGAUUCAAAGUCGAGGAUUGUGAACAACUGUGCAGUUCAACUCAAAAUUGUUUCCAUUUUAGUUAUUGUUCGGAUUAUGAUUGUUCAAUUUUUGUUCAAACAAAUCUUUAUUAUGAGAAUGCCGACACAGCCCACAAAGAGGACUGCAAAUCUUAUUCAAGAGAUUCAAAGGUUGAUGUUACACCAUUGGUUAGAACAAAUUAUUUGUCGACAAUACCACACGUAUUACAACAGAUAAGGAAUAAAGUCUCAGCAGGCGAAUUUCGUUUAGACAGUAUUGGACUAUCAGCUGAAGAUUUGUUCGUUGUGAGUGGGCCUGAAGAGAUUGGCGGUAUUUCUCAGGAACUACAUUUGAGGGGUUCCAGGCCAUUGAGAACUGAUGAUUUUCCGAUGAUAAACACUAAUCGUCUUUUCAAUGAAGCACAAUUCAAGAUGGAGAAAAGUACCCUUCAAGAUUGUUUCAUGGCUUGUUUAAAUGACGAUGAUUGUAAUACACUUUCAUAUUGUAUCGAUCAGAAUAAGGAAUGUAUUCUGAGUGGAGAAACAUCGAGUUCAUUGAAAGACGCACUUGAUGACAAAACAAGUCAUGCAGAUGGAUGCAACAUCUAUCAAAAAUCAUUUAUGAAUCUAUUCCAUGAGUAUCCUGGCAAAAGUCUAGUUCUUGAUGCCAUCUUAACCAUAAAAAAUGUACCAAUUGGUGACUGUGCUAAAAGAUGUGCUCAAUCAAAUGAUUUCAAUUGUGAAUCAUUUGACUAUUGUCAAGAUAAUGAUCAACGAAAUGAAACUAUUUGCUUCUUACAUGUUAACCACAUUGAGGUUGAUAAAGUUCAUCAAAUAAAUGCGACAAACUGGAAGUUGGCUGAAUCUGGAUGUUCCCAUUAUUCAAAAAAAUUUGAACUUGAUUAUGAACACAAAGUUGGACUUGCAUUGAAAGAUAAUAUGAAAGAAUCAAUUGUUGCAACCUUUGACCAUUUAUCAUUAGAACACUGUGCUUCCAGAUGCAAUUCAGAUCCUAAUUGUUUUACUCUUGAAUUCUGUGAAACAAUUUAUUAUAAGAAAAUUGCCGAUAGUAGUGUUCCGUUAACGAGUUGUUCAUUGACCAACUUGAAGCCAAGUAAUGCCAAUCAACUUGGGCUCUUUGAAGAAACAAAAAGCAACAAAAUUUGUUCAAUUUACAUAAAUCACAAUAAGAUCACAGGAAAAAGUAAAACUGAUCCACAGCCAUCUGCAUUAAUAACUAAAUCUGAAUCAUCAACUAAAUCGGGCAAUUUGAAGAUAGCAAUUGGAUUGGGGACAAUAGUCUGCUUAAUGGCGUUUGUUGGUGGAUUCAUUGGAUAUAAAUUUGCUGCUAAAAAAGGAGUCAUUUCAUAAACUAACUUAUCAGAGGAAAACUGAAGAUGAAUGUUUAUGAAUCAUUCAUUCUUGAUCAACAUGAUACAUUUUUGCAAUAUAUUAUGUAGUUUAUUUUGUAUCAAUGCAAUGUAAUGUAGCUCUUUAUAAUACUUUUUAUACUUCAAUGCUUCCAAAGGUCUUGUUUGUUCUGGUAUUGCUUUUUAAAACGAUAUAAAUAAUAUUAUC
Tetranychus urticae (two-spotted spider mite) is the source of this 2153-nucleotide messenger RNA. The record is from RefSeq and is a predicted model, not a curated record. Lineage: Eukaryota; Metazoa; Arthropoda; Arachnida; Trombidiformes; Tetranychidae.